AUGGUCAGUGACUAUGCUUGUUUGGGUCUGGAUCAGGCCGGGGUGGAGGAGGGGGUCCUGUGGGUCUGGAUCAGGCCGGGGUGGAGGAGGGGGGUCCUGUGGGUCUGGAUCUGGAUCAGGCCGGGGUGGAGGAGGGGGGGUCCUGUGGGUCUGGAUCUGGAUCAGGCCAGGGUGGAGGAGGGGGGGUCCUGUGGGUCUGGAUCAGGCCGGGGGUGGAGGAGGGGGGGUCCUGUGGGUCUGGAUCUGGAUCAGGCCGGGGUGGAGGAGGGGGGGUCCUGUGGGUCUGGAUCUGGAUCAGGCCAGGGUGGGAGGAGGGGGGGUCCUGUGGGUCUGGAUCAGGCCGGGGUGGAGGAGGGGGGUCCUGUGGGUCUGGAUCUGGAUCAGGCCGGGGUGGAGGAGGGGGUCCUGUGGGUCUGGAUCAGGCCGGGGUGGAGGAGGGGGGUUCCUGUGGGUCUGGAUCAGGCUGGGGUGGGGGAGGGGGGUCCUGUGGGUCUGGAUCAGGCUGGGGUGGGGGGAGGGGGGUCCUGUGGGUCUGGAUCAGGCUGGGGUGGGGGAGGGGGGUCCUGUGGGUCUGGAUCAGGCUGGGGUGGGGGAGGGGGGUCCUGUGGGUCUGGAUCAGGCCGGGGUGGAGGAGGGGGUCCUGUGGGUCUGGAUCAGGCCGGGGUGGAGGAGGGGGGAGGUUCCUUGGGCAGCCACGACAGCCUGUACAUAUUUCAUGCUGCCACUUUUCAUAAGAGCCUUCUCCUGAUGGGGGAGUGUAGUGCUGAUGACUUCACAUGCUCCGAGCGGCCUGCCCCCCGCUGCUCUAGGCCUCUGUGA
This is a messenger RNA of Knipowitschia caucasica, 819 nucleotides long. The record is from the annotation of a GenBank genome assembly. NCBI's taxonomy places the organism in Eukaryota, Metazoa, Chordata, Actinopteri, Gobiiformes, Gobiidae.